Dovyalis caffra is the source of this 372-nucleotide messenger RNA. Lineage: Eukaryota; Viridiplantae; Streptophyta; Magnoliopsida; Malpighiales; Salicaceae. The record is from the annotation of a GenBank genome assembly.
AUGGCUAGAAUCAAGGUUCGUGAGUUAAGAAAAAAAUCAAAGGCAGAUCUUUUGGCUCAGUUGAAGGAUCUCAAAGCUGAGCUUGCUCUCCUUCGUGUUGCUAAGGUCACCGACAAUGCUCCUAACAAGCUCUCCAAGAUCAAGGUGGUGAGGUUGUCCAUUGCACAGGUCUUGAUUGUGAUUUCACAGAAGCAGAAGGCUAUAUUGAGGGAGGCAUACAAGAACAAGAAGCUCUUGCCUCUUGAUUUGCAUCCCAAGAAGACCAGAGCCAUCCGCAGGAGGCUGACCAAGCAUCAGCUAUCAUUGAAAACUGAGCGCGAGAAGACGAGGGAAAUGUACUUCCCAAUGAGAAAGUAUGCCAUUAAGGUGUAG